UAUUCAAAAUCGCAAUAAUAAAAUGCAAAUAUCGAAAAUAAUGGAGAAUUUCUGUUUUCAAUCUUAGAAACUUGUAAUUAAAUUCCUGGAAUAGCUACAUAACAUAAUGAACAUAAGGGAAGAAAUUACGAAAUACGGCGAAUGCAGGUGUUGUUUCGCGCUGGGCAACCACCGCGAUCUCAUGAAGGAGUACGAGUGGAACGGGACCCGGGAAGUUUAUUUCAAAAUAUUCUUGGAAUGCUUUAAUGUGUUCUUAUGCACAAACAUUGGUAAAAGCAACCUGAUAUGCACAUCCUGUGUGCUGCGGUUGAGAGAUGCAACCAGCUUCAAGAAGAUGGUGCUGGAAGCAGAGCGGAGCCUGACCAGCUGUAAGAUGAAACAAGAAGCUUCUGUGACUGAUCCAAUAGACCCAUCAUCAUCAUCAUCAGUGCUUGAUGUGGAAAUAAAGAAUGAACCAGGGCUGAGCUCAGAAUCAAGUGAUGAUGAGCAGAAUGUUGGGAUCACGGAUGAUGAUUCUAUGCCUGAGCAAGAAGAGCCAGUCAAAGUAAAAAACUACAGUCCCAGUACAUACGCAGAGACCGUCCGUGCAACUUUCUGCAAAAUGAAGAACAACAACAGGACUGAGAAACUGUCAUACAUACACAAUGCUACCAUCAUUAUAGAGAACUCCAACGUCACUCCGUUCAAACCCAAAUACCAGACUGGCUUCCCUUGCUUCUACUGCUCAAUGCUGUUCCACGAUCUACCAAAAAUGAGGGUUCAUCAACAGAAGCAUACGAAAGCAGAACUCAGGGCGGUACUAAAUACACUAGGAGCUGAAGCAUUUAUAGUCUACGUCGAUGUCACAGACCUAAAAUGUACAAUAUGUAAUGAAGAAAUUCCAAAUCUGCCCGAACUAAAAUCACAUUUAAUCAAAAAACACAAGAAGAAAAUGCACGAUUGCCCUGACCGCAUUGUCCCUUUCAAAAUAACCCCAAAUUUGUUCGAGUGUCAAGUGUGCAAAUGCAAUUUUGAAACUUUUGGUGCAAUGGAGCGUCAUAUGAACGUACAUUUUAGAAAUUAUGUGUGUAAGGAAUGUGGGACUGGCUUCGUUACCAAAAGUCGUUUUAAAGUACAUUCCAAACAACACAACGAGGGUAGUUUUCAAUGUGAGACGUGUAAAAAAGUUUACGCUACCCCCCUAAAGUUAAAAAAUCAUAUUGACGUUGUUCACAAGAUGGUAAAAAGGUUCAGAUGUGUGAAAUGUGAUGAGCGGUUUACCGAGUAUUUUAAGCGACAGCAACAUAUGGUGGAAGUGCACGGCGAAGCGAAACUGGAGUAUAAAUGCAACGUGUGCGAUAAAAUAUUUGACAGAAAAUAUCUAUUAUCCACACAUAUGAAACGGGAUCAUUUAGAACAGAGAGACUUCCAAUGUGAAAUGUGUUCGUACACCUGUUUUGCUAAAAACGAAUUAAAGCAUCACAUGAUAAAACAUAAUGGCUCGCGUAUAUUUGAGUGCUCUGUGUGUAAAAAGUCGUAUGCGAGAAAGAAAACUUUGAGAGAGCAUAUGCGGAUACACAAUAACGACAGACGGUACGCCUGCCAGGUGUGUGGGCAGGCUUUCGUACAGAACUGCAGCUUGAAAGGGCAUAUUAAAACACAUCAUCCCGAAUUGCAGGUGCAAUAGAUCAGGCAUUAAGUGAUUUUCGUGUGUAAUCAUCUUCAUAAUUUUAUCAACCGAUAGAUGUCUUAUCUAGGUCUUCAAUGAUUGUGUCCUACCUGUGAUGACGUAUGGAGUAGAAAUGUGGACACUAUUCGCCUCGUCCACAAAUUAAAAGUCGCUCAGUGAGCUAUGGAGUGAACUAUGUUGGGUAUUACUCUCAGGGAUAAAAU
Molecule: messenger RNA, 1872 nt
Organism: Maniola jurtina (meadow brown)
Lineage: Eukaryota; Metazoa; Arthropoda; Insecta; Lepidoptera; Nymphalidae
Product: zinc finger protein 431-like
Exons: 4
Coding region: 107-1666 (519 amino acids)
Biological process (GO): regulation of transcription by RNA polymerase II
Cellular component (GO): nucleus
Molecular function (GO): RNA polymerase II cis-regulatory region sequence-specific DNA binding; DNA-binding transcription activator activity, RNA polymerase II-specific; zinc ion binding
Source: RefSeq, a predicted model, not a curated record